Daktulosphaira vitifoliae (grape phylloxera) is the source of this 4426-nucleotide messenger RNA. RefSeq names its product hypoxia-inducible factor 1-alpha-like. Gene Ontology annotation, cellular component: transcription regulator complex; nucleus; cytoplasm. Gene Ontology annotation, molecular function: RNA polymerase II transcription regulatory region sequence-specific DNA binding; protein dimerization activity; DNA-binding transcription factor activity, RNA polymerase II-specific. The coding region runs from base 434 to 2956 and encodes 840 amino acids. The record is from RefSeq and is a predicted model, not a curated record. Lineage: Eukaryota; Metazoa; Arthropoda; Insecta; Hemiptera; Phylloxeridae. The transcript has 12 exons. Gene Ontology annotation, biological process: regulation of transcription by RNA polymerase II; cellular response to hypoxia.
UAGAACUUUUCGUCGCAUUAUCGCAGCCAUGUAUAAGCGUGUGUUCGUUUGCGGAGUGUUGUUUUAGCCGUAAAAUUCAACUACUCGAUUUAUUUGUCGAUUUGUUUGUGUCUUACCUCCUUACGUAUUUUGUUUCAUACCUGAUAAUGAGAUAACAACUAAAUGAAAAAUUAGUGAACAAGAAAGUUUAUUAUUGUAUUUAAUAUUACCGAUGAUAAUUUGAGAUAUACACGUUAGUAGCACAAUAAUAAUGAUUUUUACGUUCGUAUCAAAAUAAAUUAAUCUUGCUUUAUUUAAUAUUUCUUCCAUAAAUAAAAAUUCAGAAACGCUAGUGAAUUUACGUUCAGUUAUAUAGUAGUGUAUGUGCGUGUGAAAGCCCGACGUAAUUCUGUGUCAGAUAAAGAAUCAUAGUAGCUAACGGUGGCCGACCACCAUGGAGAAAAAACCGAAAGAGAAACGAAGAAAUUCUGAAAGGCGCAAAGAAAAAUCAAGAGAUGCUGCUAGAUCCAGACGUAGUAAGGAAACUGAAAUAUUUACAGAUCUAGGAACGGCACUACCAUUGCCGAAAACAAUUAUAAAUCAGUUAGACAAAGCAACUGUGAUGCGACUUACUAUUGCAUCUUUUAAAAUCGUUGAUGCUCUUUCCUCAAUGCACAUUGAUAAUAAAAUAAACGAGAAAGAAGAACCAAAACAUUUAAGUGAAAUAUGCAAUAAAGCUUUAGAUGGAAUCGUUUUAAUAACAACGUCCGAUGGAGAUAUAGUGUUUGUUUCAGAAAACGUAUCCAACUACUUAGGUUUAUCACAGAUUGAUUUAAUUGGCCAGUCGGUUUAUGAGUUCGCGCACCUUUGCGAUCAAUCUGAACUAAAAGAAAUGUUAACUGCUAAAGAUAUUGGAGUACAAAAGUCUUUUUUUAUACGAAUGAAAUGUACUUUAACUAACAAAGGUCGCAACGUAAAUUUGAAAUCUGCAUCUUAUAAGGUACUACAUUUUACGGGACAUUCUUUAAUUAAUUCAAGUGCCAAGCGAAAAGCAAUAUUAUCAGAAGAAGACUCCGAUUCUGACUACGAGUCUGAUAAAAAAAUCGAUUCUGAUACAAAAAUUAAUCAUGAAUAUUUAAAACACGAAUCGUUAGUUCGUAAUGAAGUAUCCCAAAUAUUCGUAUCAAUUGCAGAACCAAUACCACAUCCGUCGAAUAUUGAAAUACCAUUGUAUAAACAAAGCAAAAUAUUUUUCAGUAAACAUUCAUUGGAUAUGAAAUAUUUAAUUGCCGAUGACGUGAUAACAAAAUAUUUAGGUUAUGAACCACAAUCAUUAAUAUCAAAAUCCAUUUUUGAUUAUUAUCACGCCCAGGAUUGUAACUCUAUUGAAAAGAGUUUUAAAAUUUUGUUUCAAAAAGGCCAAGUGGAAACAAAUAAAUUCAGAUUUUUAGCCAAAGGAGGAGGCUAUGUAUGGAUUGUAACACAAGCUACCAUUCUUAAUGAUCAUAAAGGUCAAAAACCAGAGAGUGUUAUGUGUAUUAACUAUAUUGUCAGUGAGGUUGAAAACAGAGACGAAAUAUACUCUUUAUGUCAGGUACCUCAACAAACUACAACCUCUGUAAUUGCCUCCAACGUGACAGCCGUAAAGCCGCCGAUAUCUAUUGUACCAGAAAAGCCACAAAAACUAGUUGUAAAAAAGUCGUGUACCGAAAAACUUUUUAAGCCGAAGUGUUUGGUAGACUCAUCUACGUUCUUGUUGCCGGCUGGCGACGGUCCAGUAUCUUUGGACCCUAAGGAGUUUCUACCGAUUGUCUUGCCUAUACCAAACAAAAAGAAGGCGGUUUCAUUUUCGGACAGUCCAAAAGCUACUACGGCAAAAAUUUUUGUGCCAAGAACCGAAGAUAUGAAUAAAGGAUUUUUGACGUUUUCUGAUGAUGAUACAGGCCUUACAAUUCUCAAAGAUGAGCCUGAAGACUUGACACAUUUAGCUCCAACAGCUGGUGAUGUUUGUGUGCCACUUGACACCUGUGGUCUCAAUAGUCUUGGAUUUGUUGUAUCUGACGUCCUUGAUGAUUUGAUACUUACUGAUUGUUCAUUGGCUCCUUUUGACUCUAUGUCACAAAACUCUCUUCACGAUUCUUAUUCAAACAGAUCAUCAUCGCCCAUGCAACAAUUCAGUGAUGAAAUGUCACAAUCACCGGGUCUAUAUGAUCCAACCACUUGUGCACUUUUAGGAAUGGACUUGGAUAGCAAUCAGAGUGAUUUGGAUUUAGAUUUAUCAUUAAAAAACCAGUUUAUACCCAUGUAUGAAGACGAUCUGUAUCCACUCUUAUCAGGUGACUUAUGGGGAAUAACAGAGAGAUCUCCAUCACCAAAUUCUGGUCCAGCUAAUUGGCACACCCCAGAGACAAUUAAAUCACAAGAAAAAAAAGAUAUAGCCUCUCCUAGUCUGGCAAAACUUCUAAAAACCGAGGCCAACUCAGCCAGACCUCAUUUUGAUAGUGGUGGUAUGAUAGAUGGAGGUGGUGAUUCUUGGGGUUCAAUUAGUAAAAUGUUACAUCAGCGUUAUAACUCUAGUUCAACUGAUUCUAGGGAUGAUGUUGAUAAAAGAUCUACUAAUGGUGUUAAAAGAGUGGGGCCUAAUGUGAAUGCUACUACUCAAUCUUGGAAACGAUGCAAACAAGAAGAAACAGCUAAACAAGGGACAUCCAGCAGUGUUUUAAUGAAUUUACUGGUGAGCGGAUGUGAUGGUGUAACCAAACUAGUUGGAAAAGAUGUGGUGGUCAAAAAUUGUACUCAACCAAGACAUCGUUCACGGUUAAAAAGUGCAUAUUUGCUGGAUCCUAGUAGCACAGCAAUUCCUUCAUUGUUGGAUUUAACAGAACAGGAUUAUGAUGUAAAUGCACCUGCUGGAGGGGAAUUGCUUCAAGGGUCCGAAUUGCUUAAAGCUUUGGAAAUCGGCAACAUUACCACAUAGCUUAAGAAUUCCAAGAUACUUUUUAUAAAAUAACCAUUUUAUCUUAUUAUUACUAUUUUUAUCAUUAUGUUUAAAAUUGUGUUACAAAAGUAUGUUUAGAAUUUUAAUAUGAGCGGAGUAUUAUCUAUUAAAAUUAUCAAAAAAAUUACUUCAAAUUUCCUUAUUUUCUAUUUAACUAAGCAUAAAAUAUUUUCAUUGCUUUCUAUUAAGUAUAUACUUUAACCCAACAAUAUAUAUAUUGAUGAUUUACAUUAAUUCAUAAUAACAUAAGAUGUUUAAAUAAAAUCAAAAAUAUAACAUUCCCACAGUUUGGAAAUUAGUUCAAUUUGUUUUUUCUUAAUUUUUUUCUUAUAAAAUAGCACUUUCAUACCUAAAUGAAAUAUAUUGAUUACUUGAUUUUAUUUGGAAGUACUUAAAGAAAAAAUUAUUUUUUAUCUAUUGAAUUCAAUGGAAACAGCAAAAAAUUUAAAUGCUGUUUUUUGUAGUUUUUUAAUUAAACAAAUUUCUGCAUAUAAAUUUUCAUUGUUAUCUUGAAAAAAUAAUUUUACUAACUUAACAGGGUAUUGUUUAUAUGAAAUAAUAAUAUUUCACUAAGAUUUUAAUGCUCCGCUCAAUUUGCAAAUUAUUAUGAAUUUAAGUUUUUGAAUUUACUUAUAAUUUUGUUUGUUUACCACUUAGAAUUAUUAUUUUUAAAACAUAUACUGAAAAAUAUUUUGUACACUAUGUGCUAGGUUAAAGGCUUUAUAGUGAAACCACUGUUACAUACUUUGUACAUUUGAUCAGCAUAUUGGUUAAUUAGAUAACAAGAAUAGAAAAGGAAAUAUUUUCGUAUAAUUGUUUAUAUUGUAAACCAGCUGAAUCAGAGUCGUAAUCUCUAUUUAGAUUAGGUUUCCAAAAUUUGUAUACUCAAAUUAUACUAUGAAAUUGAUUAUUAAUUGAUUUUGUUCUUAUGCUGUAAUAAAUUGAAUAGGAGUUGUAUUCUCUAUUCGGAUUCGGUUUCUGUAUGAAUCUUCUUUAUUCUUUUAAUUUGUUUAAUGGAGUAGAUGGUAUAACUGAAGAUGUGAUAAUAUAUAAAAAUUUUUGUUCUAUACAUCAAUGAAACUUAGAUUGAAAAAAAGUAACAGUGAACAAUUAUGAUAUUUUGGACAAAUAUUAUUGGGGUGUUAUGGUUUUUUUUAAAAUAAUUGUCAAUUUAUCAUGCGAUUAUAAUACAAUGAAAGGUUCUACAGAACGCGUCUGAAUGCUCAAAUAUUAUUUUGUAUAAUUCUUUUUUAGAUGGAAAAAUUGUAUUUAAGUGAUAUUUAUAAGGAAGAAUAUUUUGUGAGUGUACAUUUAUAAUAUUUUUCAUAGAUUUUCUUUAAUUUGUUUAUUUUAUUGAAUUUUUGUUCUCUUUUAUUAUUAUAUAUUAUAUAUGUUUUUUUAAAUAUAUACCAUAGAAUUUAGGUUAGCUUUGCUACCCUAUGAUAAUUA